Molecule: messenger RNA, 6264 nt
Organism: Scatophagus argus
Lineage: Eukaryota; Metazoa; Chordata; Actinopteri; Scatophagidae
Product: probable phospholipid-transporting ATPase IM
Exons: 28
Coding region: 498-4148 (1216 amino acids)
Biological process (GO): Golgi organization; phospholipid translocation
Cellular component (GO): plasma membrane
Molecular function (GO): ATP binding; ATP hydrolysis activity; magnesium ion binding
Source: RefSeq, a predicted model, not a curated record
GCCCACAUCACAACCAUGAUGUUGACCCUGAUUGGCUGUAGCCAUGCACCUGUACUGUUGUUUUACAGCCCUGCCUCGCCAUCCAGGUCCAAAGAUCGCUUCACUGUUUACUCAAGCCCUGAGCUGUUGGGCAUGGGGGGGAUCCCAGCUCUUCCUGCAUGAACCUGAAACCUCUAAUGCAGGUGCCUCUCUCACCACUGCACCACUUCACUAGCCAUCCAUUCUGCAUGUUUUUCAUUCAGUUGAAGGCCCCAGUGAAAUCUACUUCUCUCUGUAGGAUUACGUUGUUGUCUGGACUUCCAAACAGAGCGUAGAAGAAGGCCUGAACUUGCCUCAUCUGAAGCGGAAGCAAAGGGAGGACUGAAACUUGUAGUCCCCCACCCACGUCACUCUGUUUUUCUGGCCCUGUGUUCCUGCGUCUAUGAGUGCGGGACUUAAAGGACACAGGAAAUCACAUUUUUGUUUGAGGUGUGACAUAUGGACAAACUUAGCUAAAGAUGGCAUCGGUAUUGUCGUACUUUGGCCAGUUGUGUGGGAAAAAGAAAACCAGAGAAGAGGAGAGGCACUUGCGAGCUAAUGACAGACCUUUCAACCUGUCUUACCGCUAUGCUAACAAUGCCAUCAAGACCUCAAAAUACAACGUUUUAACCUUCCUGCCACUUAACCUCUUUGAGCAGCUCCAGAGGCUCGCCAAUGCCUACUUCCUCUUCCUCCUGAUCCUUCAGCUAAUCCCACAAGUCUCCUCUCUGUCCUGGUUCACCACGGCUGUCCCACUGUUGAUUGUCCUGAGCAUAACGGCAGUCAAGGAUGCCACUGAUGACAUAAACAGACACAAAAGCGACAAUCAAGUGAAUAACCGCAAGGUGGACGUCCUCAUCAAUGGAGAGCUGAGAAAUGAAAAAUGGAUGAACGUUCAGGUUGGAGACAUAAUCAAACUGGAGAAUGAUCAGUUUGUCACAGCAGACCUUCUGUUGCUGUCCAGCAGCGAGCCUCUCAAUCUGGUCUACAUAGAAACAGCUGAAUUAGAUGGUGAAACUAAUCUGAAGGUGAAACAGGCCCUGACUGUAACUGGAGAGCUGGGAGAUGACAUCAAUGCACUGGCUGGCUUCAAUGGUGAAGUGCGAUGUGAGCCUCCCAACAACCGUCUAGACAAGUUCAAAGGAACCCUGUCUCUGGAUGGACAAAUGUACUCUUUGGACAACGACAAGGUGUUGCUCAGAGGAUGCACCCUGCGGAACACCGAGUGGUGCUUCGGUCUGGUCAUCUUUGGAGGUCCCGACACCAAGCUGAUGCAGAACAGUGGAAAGUCAACAUUCAAACGGACAAGCAUCGAUCACCUGAUGAAUAUCCUGGUGUUGUGUAUCUUUGGUUUCCUCAUGUCUGUGUGCACCAUCUUGGCCAUCUGCAAUGCAAUCUGGGAAGCGAAGGAGGGCUCAGCGUUUACUGUCUUCCUCCCUCGUGAACCAGGGACUGGUGUUGGUCUCACAGCCUUCCUCUCCUUCUGGUCCUAUGUCAUCGUACUCAACACGGUGGUGCCCAUCUCUCUUUACGUCAGUGUGGAGAUGAUCCGCCUGGGGAACAGCUUCUUCAUAGACUGGGACAGGAAGAUGUAUUACCCCAAGAGUGACACUCCUGCCCAGGCGAGGACCACCACGCUCAACGAGGAGCUGGGCCAGAUCAAAUAUAUCUUCAGCGACAAGACCGGCACUCUGACGCAGAACAUCAUGACAUUCAACAAGUGCUCUAUAAACGGGAAAGCUUAUGGGGACCUGUAUGACUUUUCUGGACAAAGGGUGGAAAUAACAGAGAAGACAGAGAGAGUCGACUUCUCCUGGAACCAGCUGGCUGAUCCAAAGUUCAUCUUUCAUGACCACAGUCUGGUGGAGACUGUGAGAGAGGAAAACCUUCAGGCUCAGGCCUUUUUCCGCCUGCUCGCUCUGUGUCACACUGUCAUGCCUGAGGAAAAGAAGGAAGGGGAGCUGUACUACCAGGCUCAGUCUCCUGAUGAGGGUGCACUGGUGACCGCAGCAAGAAACUUUGGGUUUGUGUUCCGCUCACGCACGCCGGAGACCAUCACAGUCAUGGAGAUGGGAAGAAAAGUCGUCUAUGAACUUCUGGCUGUUCUUGACUUCAAUAAUGUGCGGAAGAGAAUGUCAGUUAUAGUGCGUAGCCCCGAGGGCAAGCUGACUCUAUACUGCAAAGGAGCAGACACCAUCAUCUUUGAAAGACUCCACCCAUCCUGUGACAAAAUGAAGGAAGUUACCACCAAUCACCUCAAUGAUUAUGCAAGUGAUGGCCUCCGUACGCUGGCUCUGGCCUACAAGGACUUGGAUGAAAGUUACAUGCAGGAGUGGAAAAAACGCCACCAUGAGAUAAGCACAGCCAUGGAGGGACGAGAGGAGGGACUUGAUAGCCUUUAUGAAGAGAUAGAGAAAGACCUGCUGCUGCUGGGAGCGACAGCUGUGGAGGACAAGCUCCAGGAUGGUGUGCCACAGACCAUAGAGCAACUGGCUAAAGCUGACAUCAAAAUCUGGGUGUUGACUGGAGAUAAACAGGGUUUGUGUCACAUAUUGUUUCGUCACCCAUUUCAAGAUGGAAGAAAUGGAGCAUUUUUUAAAACAGAGACAGCGGAGAAUAUUGGCUAUUCUUGCAACAUGCUGAGAGAGGAGAUGAAAGAUAUUUUCAUCGUUGCGGCAAAUACGGCUGAAGGAGUCAAAGAGGAGCUACAAAAUGCAAGAAGGAAAAUGUGUCCAGAAGCAGCGGACGAGCCAACUGUGAUUAAGGCCCGUGGAGGCUUGUUUUGGCUUCAGAAGACUACAACUGUGUUGGACGAGAAGGUGGAUGGACAAUAUGGCCUAAUUAUAAAUGGACACAGUCUGGCCUUUGCACUGGAGAAGAACUUAAAGCUGGAGCUACUGAGGACAGCAUGCAUGUGUCAGACAGUAAUUUGCUGCAGGGUCACCCCUCUGCAGAAGGCCCAGGUGGUUCACCUGGUCAAGAAAUACAAGCAGGCUGUCACUCUCGCCAUUGGGGAUGGGGCCAACGAUGUCAGCAUGAUCAAGACUGCUCAUAUCGGAGUCGGCAUCAGCGGUCAGGAAGGCAUGCAGGCAGUUCUCUGCAGCGAUUUCUCCUUCGCUCAGUUCCGUUACCUUCAACGCCUCCUGCUGGUGCACGGUCGCUGGUCCUACUUACGCAUGUGCAAGUUCCUACGAUAUUUCUUCUACAAGAACUUCACCUUCACCUUUGUGCAUAUCUGGUACGCUUUCUUCUGUGGCUUCUCGGCUCAGACUGUGUAUGACGAGUGGUUCAUCACCUUGUACAACCUGGUUUACACAGCUCUUCCCGUCCUUGGCAUGAGCCUCUUUGACCAGGAUGUGAAUGACCGCUGGAGUUUCCAGUAUCCCCAGCUUUACACUCCAGGCCAGCUGAAUCGAUACUUCAGUAAGAAGGUCUUUGUGGGCUGUAUGAUGCACAGCUGCUACAGCUCUCUCAUCCUGUUCUUCAUCCCGUGGGCUGCCAUGCACGACACAGUGCGAGAUGAUGGCAAAGACAUCGCUGACUAUCAAUCUUUUGCUUUACUGGCACAGACUUGUCUCCUGGUUGUGGUGAACGUACAGCUGUGUCUGGACACCCAUUACUGGACAGCAGUGAACCAGUUUUUUGUAUGGGGCAGCCUAGCCGCGUACUUUGCCAUCACAUUCACCAUGUACAGCAAUGGCAUGUUUCUGAUCUUCACCUCCUCGUUCCCCUUUAUCGGUACUGCAAGAAACUCUUUGAACCAGCCAAAUGUGUGGUUGACCAUCUAUCUGACUUCCCUCCUCUGUAUUCUCCCUGUGGUGGCUUACCGCUUCAUUUUCAUUCAGCUUCGGCCCACAAUCAAUGACAAGGUGAGAUGUAAGGUGCGAAAGGAGCCACUGCCAGUUCCUGCUCCUCGCUACAAACCUAAAAGGCGUGCCAGUCGUCGGUCCGGUUAUGCCUUCUCCCACUCUCAGGGCUAUGGUGAUCUGGUAACAUCUCGGAAGUUCCUGGUGAGACCCCUAAAGAGUCGACCAGCCUUGUUUAUCCAGACAGAUUCUGGUCUGGCUCAGAAUCAGCCACAGCACUACCGCACAAUCACAGAGGAGCCCGAGGGGUCGCAGAGCCCUUGAAGAGAAGGUAUGCAGGGACAUUGUGCAGUGCAUGGGAAGAACCCAUUUUUAUGUUUUUAUUUUGGAGUCCAGCUCACACCCAUGGGAGGAGGCACAGGGUAUAGUUCGCUACCUAGAUUGUUUCGAGGUGAAACCUUUACGCUUAAAAUUAAGCCUGACUUUAACACACGUUUUUUUUUUUGUUUGUUUUUUUUUAAUGGAUGAGUGUUGGUAUCACUGUGAAAAUGUAGAAGCUCAGUAGCAUAAACUGCACUGGUCCUUUUACAUGUUUUAGUUUAAUAAAGACGACUCUCAUAUUCUGUAGUCUGCAUUACUGCUGACCAUUGUCUAAAGCAUACCAAGAGGUUUCAGACAAAUGUUGGUUUAAUUUCAUUACAAUCACAAGCAACAGCUGGAGAAUUGAUUUAGCCAGGUAAUCAGUCACAGGGAACAUAUAAAUGUGGUUAAUGUUGUUGGUCUCCGUGACCCUGAUGGAUCUGCAUUCAGUCCCACUUCAUUCUCUGUUUUAUGAGACUCAGGUGCUAAAAAGUAAGCUUUAAUUGUAAAAAGGAGAGAUGAAGUUAUUUCACAACAGAGAUUUAUUGUUUUCUUUUCCAAUAACACAGCUCAUGGAUGUAAUUAUUUUCUAUUGAUAUAGUAAAACAUACAGUCAUACAAUCCGGAAAGUAUUCACACCGCUGCACUUUUUCCACAUUUUGUUAUGUAACAUUCUCAUUCCAGAAUGGAUAAAUUCAUUUUUCCCCCCAAAAUUCUACACAAAAUACCCCAUAAUGACUGAAUGAAACAAGUUUGCUUGAAUUUCUUUGCAAAUUUACUAAAAAUGAAAAACAAAAAAUGUAACAUGUACAUAAGAAUUCACACUCUUUGCCAUGACGCUCACAAUUGAGCUCAGGUGCAUCCUGUUCCCACUGAUCAUCCUUCAGAGGUUUCUACAACUUGAGUUGAGUCCACCUGUGGUAAGUUCAGUUGAUUGGGCAUGAUUUGGAAAGGCACACACAAGUCUAUAUAAGCCCUCACAUUUGGCAGCGCGUGUCACAACACAAACCAAGCCAUGAAGUCAAGUGAAUUGUCUGUAGACCUCUGAGACACGAUUGUGUCAAGGCACAGAUAUGGGGAAGGGUAUAGAAAGAUUUCUGCUGCAUUAAAGGUCCCAAAGAGCACACUGGGCUCCAUAAACCACAAGUGGAAGAUGUUUGAAACCACUAGGACUCAUUUUGAGGGAGAAAUUUAAUUUAAUCCAUUGGAAUGAGACUGUUACAUGACAAAAUGCAGAAAAAAGCAAAGCAGUGUGAAUACUUUCCAGAUGCACUGCAUAGUCUUGUCAUCCCAGGAUGGAAAGCAUUCACUUUGUACUUAAUGGACUAAAACAUGGAAAGCCAGAAAUUGCAAUGAGAAUUAACUUUAUUAUUUUUUUUUAACUUUGUUUUUUGAAAGAAGGUUAUGUUAAAAAAAGUUAAAGGUUGCCACAAGUUGAUCUGGAGAAUCUGGAUUAGCAUACUACCUGUAACAUGAAGUUGCAUUUUGUACUUCUUUGUUUUCUUUGUUUCCCUCGAUUGAAUUUUCAUACUCAGGGUGUCAUUGUGAGAAAAAGAUGAAACAGUGGUUUCACUUUCAGCUUAAAUCUUCCAUGAACCUAUUUUCACUCUGUUGUUUACAUUAUUAUUUACAGGAAGAUUCACUCUUCUCUAUAAUCUGCUUGUAUGUUUAUCAAGAGAUACUGAGUAACACUUGCUCAGUCAGUUCCACUAAGUCACAGUACAGCCAGGGGUCAGUAUUGUCUUUGUGACUGUGCUUUCAGCAAAACAAAAGUCCAGUAAUGUUUUACGUGUCAUAUGAGGGACAUUAGAAAGACCAGCAGACAGCACAUAUUACACAUUAAAUCCUUUUUAUUCGGUCCUAUAUAUACAUAUUUUGCCACUGUGUCUUUCACCUUAUUACGUCAGGCUCCUCAGACUCACAUCUGGUGAGAUUUUUGUUUGAGAAUUUGAAGUUUGUGACGAUCAAGUUUCUACAUGAGAGAUUAUCUGAAUAAAACAAAUAACCUGACUGACUUGUUUAUUCUUUUUUUCACCAUUAAGGCAAUCUAACAAAAAUGUCUGAAAAGCUAGUAACAUUG